This is a messenger RNA of Acanthoscelides obtectus, 3496 nucleotides long. NCBI's taxonomy places the organism in Eukaryota, Metazoa, Arthropoda, Insecta, Coleoptera, Chrysomelidae. The record is from the annotation of a GenBank genome assembly.
AUUUGUUGUUUUGUGAGAAUAUUUUGUGAUUUGUGAUUGAAGGCCGAUGGUACGUCUACUGUCAAGAAGUGUCAGAAUUAUCACAACAUUUGUCAAAAUAUGUUUGAUUCAGCCGUACGCCCAAACAUUGCAAACUGAGACUGUAACUGUAAACAAACAUAAUUUGACUUAACAAAAUGAUGAAAGAAAUUGAUGAUAUUAUCGCGACACAAGGCGAUAAAUGUAGUGACAGCCUGAAAAAGUUUGUGAAAAAUGAAUCCCAGUCUUUCUCAUUCCCUGAAUUGGAUAAAGGUAACAAGCGAAAGGACCUAUGGGGAGCUUUAUAUCAUAUCGCUAAAACCACACAAGUCAAAGAACACUUGAAAAAUUGCUUAAUAGCAAUUCGCAUUCUGAGUCGUGAGAAACAGGAACUGAGCGGAUUGGUAACAGAGGAAUGGUUGUCUCUAAUAAAAGAAACGUCUGGCUUAGACCAAGGACAGCAGAUGCCAGAUACUGCCAUCGCAACAGAGGCCCAAAAAAGCUUAUGCAACAUUGUUUUCAAUUGUCAAAGUAUAGCGAACAGGUGUUGCCAGAAUGGCAUUCUUCAGAGCAUUAAGGAGAGGAUAAAGAAGGAUGAUCCAAACCUUCCACAAGAAGUUAAAUUUUUCGACAUGAAGCUGUUCUUUCUUCUAACAGCACUGUGUCCUUCAGAACGUAAAGAAUUGGAAGAAUUCCAGUAUAUUCUAGUGAAAAUUUUGGAGGGCAUAUUGAAAGAUGCAGCUGAAACUCAUAUGCACUCUGAUAAACUACCUACAGUAUUUUUGUCUAACGAUCAGAUAGACAUGGCAUGCGAGGUACUGAAGACCCUUUUCAACAUCACGGUGCAUAUUGAUGAAAAUAACCCCGAGCUGAUGGCGAACUGCUACACCUUAGUGGAAGUUCUGCGAAACUAUUUGCUCAUUUCCUCCACGAGUUUGGAAAAAACAUGGAUGUUACGCAACAACAUAGUCAACCUGCUGACGAACAUGCCGAACGAAACGUAUGAAUCGUUGCUCAUCAAAGUAGAAGACGAAAGCAAAGUGCCUAAAACUUUGCAAUUCGAGGGAUACAACAUGACGGCGAUCUAUGAAAUUCUUAUGUUUUUGAAAGCGAAAUUCAACGACGAACCUAAAGUAUCCAGUCAGCACGAAGUACUUUCUCCAGUCGUAUCAGUGCUUCUAAAGGGAGCGAACGGAAAUCGCUCUAUAAGAAAAUUCCUCAGGCACCACAUACUGCCUCCUUUAAAGGACGUACACACGAGACCGGAACAAGGAGACAAGCUCAGGAACCAUCUGUGCAGGUUACUUACGACUCCGAUUACGCAGCUAAGAGAUUUGGUCGCGGAAUUGUUGUUCGUGCUAUGUAAAAAGAAUGUAUCGCGUAUGAUCAAGUACAGUGGAUAUGGCAACGCGGCCGGGCUGUUCGCCCAAAGAGGUCUGUUAGCAGGAGGUCGUGACGAAGGCGAAGCCGACUUCACCAGUUCGGAUUCGGAUAGUGAAACUGAAGAAUACGCGGAAUACAAACACGGAAUUAAUCCUGUCGUCGGUUGCUAUCAAGAACCGCAUCCCAGCGUUGCUGACGGAAUGACUGACGAACAGAAAGAGUACGAGGCGAUGAAGCUGGUCAAUCUCAUGGACAGCCUUUUGAAGACCGGUACUAUAAAACCGUGUAGAAUCGGUAAAGAUGGCAAGCCGGAAGCCAUUGAACAUGUGAUGCAGCUACAGGAGCGAAUGGAAAAUUGCCCGCUCAGAAAGAAUGCGGACAGCGACAGUGACUGAAUCAGCCAAAGACUCGCGAUCAUUAAAACGUGAACGGUAUCAAAAGGUCCAAACUAUUGUUUAAAUGUCCACAGUUAUGUACAAUGUUUUUUUAAUCGUAGAACCAGGAUUGAAUUUUCGGAAAAAAUGAAACAUGUAUUUUUGUGUUUAAUACUUCAGUAAUUCGAGAGUACCACCCCAUGAUUUUAAUAUCUCACAAAUAUCUAAUAAUUGUGGUAUAAGAUUGUUAACAUGGCAGCAGAAGUAGCAAUUGUACAGGGUCCGGCACAAAAGUCUGACGGUUUUUAAAAAAUCCCAAACUCGGUCAUUUUUACUCAAAAACAAAUUUAUUGACGGACUCGGGUUCACAAUGAAAUAUCGUUUGUCAUAAUUAAGUGUGGAAAAUCUCAUCAGUCAUGUGGUGAUCGUUGUUGACGAUGCAUUGCGGAAGGCGUUCUUGAAAGUUCGCGUACAGUGCAGAGUUCGGGACUUGUGGUCGUAUACACGAGCCUUGAGGAAAAAAUCGCAAUGAACAUCGCCAAACCUGGAAAUAAGGCGACCACCGAAGAGAGGGCGAAUAACGUUCAUCGUUGCUCUGGCUGUGUGGGAGGUUUUCAUUUUGCUCGAUAAGUACUUCCAUCUCACGUUUCCGGGGGUGCGAACCGUUCGUGGAGCUCCUGGUGGUCUGUUGUUGAUGAGUACACCACGUGUGCGAAGUGAUUGAACUCAACUACAGGAAGGAACAGCUCGAUUCCGAUGAUUAUUGAAGGUGGCAACAAAACUCACGCUGUACAUAUGGACAAAACUGUCGUACUCAACCCUCUAAUGCUCCAUAAUGUCUGCUGGUAAAAAUGCUAGGUACGCACGAGUCGAACGGCACCCUUCCCAGCACUCUCGCCUGAAUAGACGGAGAGCACUGGCCAUUUCAAAAACGUCCAUCCUUUGUGUCGGACCCUGUAUAUUAAAUGACACAGAUCUGAUAGAAACUGCUAUUAUGCUCCCUUGGCAUCGAAGGUGAUUGGAGAGAUGAAAUCAAAUCUGCCAUGCAGAUUUUACGUGUUUUAACACGGUCGGCAUUUACAUUCAAUAGCAAUAACUCUCCUUAUAUAAGGUAACGAUAAAUUAUGCACGAAUCACAAUGUUCUCCAUUCAUUGAGAUAGAACGAAAGAGACUUCAAAUAACGCAAACGACGUCUAUUGUUGUUAGACCAUUUCAGAAAUGUACUUAUCCGAGUUUUCCAGACCACAUGCUCUUUCAAGUCAUUUCAGUCCUGCACCAUACUGAUUGUUGCUAAUAAGCAUCAAUAGGGUGAUUGGUCAUGGUCGCAGUUUAUUUCACCUAGUCGUCAAUUCGCCCAAAGUAGUAAACUUUUUUCUUCUGACUAGUUUUCACCACAAUUUAUUUUACGUAGCCGCACUUUAGUAUUAGACCCUUUUAGACCAUAACUUACCUCUCUAUCAUAAACAUGUUUAUACAAGUUUCAUACUUAUAAAAGACUGUAAUAACUAUCCCACUUCUAUGGUGUAUUAUAUUAAGCAUUUUCCAUGUGAUUUGUAGAUUUUAAUAAUUGUUUUAUUGAUGGUCAUAAAUGUAUACAAUAAAUGACAUAUCUCAGGGCCGGUUUAUCAAAGCACAGUUAAAAGUGCCUGUUAAGUAACCUCAAGUUAGGCUAAACUGGCAGUUAUGUUAUGAAGCGUGUUUAUCAAUCAAUCAAUAGCUG